UUCAGAUUACUUCAGUCAGAGUUUGAUCAGUUUGAGCUGAAGUUGGACUGGUGUGAUUUUGAGCUAGAGGACAUGGAGCACAAAAUAAGUGAGACAGCUUUUAACGUGUUUGAUGAAGUUCGCUUACAGGGCGAACACACCGAUGUCAUCAUCAAGGUUCAGGAGACCAAUUUUAAAGUGCACAAGAUCAUCCUUUGUGGCUGCAGCCCUUAUUUUAGGACGCUUUUCUCCACCCAGUGGACCAACGUGGAGGAACAAUUCUACGAUAUUCCAGGAAUGUCCUCAAACACCAUGUCUCUUAUUAUUCAAUAUGCAUACGCAAGACCAGUCCUGAUUACUGAAGAGAAUGUGUCAGAGCUCUUAGCAGCUGCUGAUCAGUUUUUAAUCUCAGAUCUCAUAGAAGCCUGCUGCCAGUUCCUGGAAGCAAACUUAUGCCCAGAGAACUGCAUCGGUGCCCGCAUGUUAACAGAGUGUUUCCCGUCCUGCUCAGUGCUCCACCAGAAAACAAGGCUUUACGUCCUGCAGCACUUUGAGCAGGUACUGCAAGUUUCUGAGGAGUUCAUUGAGCUACCGCUGGAACAUCUGGAGGAGAUGAUUGCUCAGGAUGAGCUGAACGUCAAACAGGAGGAGAUGGUUUUUGAGGCCAUCGUUCGCUGGAUUGGACAUGCACCUGGAAACAGGAGAAAACACAUUGCUGUGCUUCUUUCAAAGGUUCGAAUGGGGUUGAUGUCACCAGACUACUUCAUGACUGACGUCAGAAACAAUGCAUUGGUUUUGGAUAGCGAAGCAUGUUCGGACAUUGUCAUCAAUGCAAUGAAGGUCAUUUUUGACCUCCACAUGGAGGAACCCGCCAGCUCAGAGCUCAUUAAUCAACUGACACGCCCACGUUUGCCUUAUGAGAUCCUAUUGGCCAUCGGAGGGUGGAGCGUAAGCAAUCCCACCAAUGAGAUUGAGGCAUAUGAUACAAAGGCGGACUGUUGGGUCAACAUGACUCAAGAGGACGAGCUUCCCAGAGCAUAUCAUGGCUCAGUGGUCCUGGAUGGGUUCGUCUACUGUCUUGGCGGCUUUGACAGCGAGAAUUAUUUCAGCAGCGUGAGGAAAUUCAAUCCCAUCACUCAAACUUGGCAAGAGGUGGCCCCGAUGUAUGAACGGCGAUGUUAUGUUAGCGUUGCUGUCCUGGAUGGCCUCAUUUAUGCCAUUGGAGGUUUUAAUGGAUACGGACGACUAAAAACAGCAGAACGCUACAAUACAAACACCAACCAGUGGACAAUGAUGGCACCCAUGAAUGUACGGAGGAGUGACGCCAGCGCCACCUCACUGCAGGGCAAGGUUUAUAUCUGUGGUGGUUUUACUGGGGUGGAGUGUCUCUUCUCAGCUGAGAGCUUUGACCCCGAAACCAACCAGUGGACUCUGAUCGCUCCCAUGAGAAGCCGCCGCAGCGGAGUUGGAGUGAUCAGUUACGGAAAUCUAGUUUAUGCUGUUGGUGGUUUUGAUGGUGCCGCUCGUUUGCGAAGUGCCGAGGCCUACAACCCUCUUAAUGACACCUGGCAUGAUAUACGCUCUAUGAUUAACCCACGCAGUAACUUCGGCAUUGAGGUGGUGGAUGAUCAGCUGGUUGUUGUCGGGGGGUUUAAUGGAGUCGGCACCUGUCGGGAUGUGGAGUGUUACGACCGGACGACAAAUGAAUGGGAUGAAGUCUGCAGCAUGAGCAUUUCCCGCAGUGCUGUGAGCUGCUGUGUGAUAUCCGGGUUACCUGACGUCACACAGUACGUGGUGGAUCGAGACUCUUUAGAGACAUCAGAUGACGAGUCUGACAGUGACUGACCGACCUCCAGUGGAUAUCUGACAUUUGAACCAGAAUGCACGCUGAAACAUCACAGCACAUGCCAUAUGAUAUAAGUAAAUGCAGUUUAAAAACAGAUUGUGUGUUGGAUUGUGCACUUUAAAUUUAUGGAAUCGUCUCUUCGUUGGAAAAGAUUUUUUGGAGGAAUGUAGCAUUGCAUCACUUGCUCACCAAUGGAUGCUCUGCAGUGAAUGGGUGCCGUCAGAAUGAGAGUCCAAAUAGCUGAUAAAAACAUCCCAAUAAUCCACAGUGCUCCAGUUCAUCAGUUAACAUCUUAUGUGUUUGUGAGAAAGAAAUCCAUAGAGGAUUCUGGCCUAAAAGCGGAUUUCAUUAUCCAUAAUAACGCUUCAUCUGACGGCACCCAUUCACUGCAGAGGAUCCAUUGGUGAGCAAGUGAUGCAAUGCUUCAUUUCUCCAAAUCUAUUUCGAUAAAGUGACAAACUCAUCGACAUCUCGAAUGGCCUGUUCAUAAACAGGCUUCCACGGGAAUUCUUUCAUUACUUGAUUCAGUCAGUAUUUUCUGUUUCUGUUUAUUCGAAUGAAUAUAUUAUUAGAUGGAAAAUAUAAAUAUAUGGCACUGGAUAUCUCCAUUAAAUGUUAAUUUUGGGUCUUUUCUUGCACAUUAUUUUGCCUGAAUAUAUUCCUGGCUUCUGAAAAUGUCUUAAAAAGGGCUCAUUUCAUUUAGUGAUCUAUAAAAUACUGCAGAAAUUGUAAUGCGUGACAUUUCUUCACUCUUUACUGCAAUACAGAUUUACUUUACCCACUUAAAGCUGCGGUAGGGAACUUGUGACGCUCUAGCGGUUAAUAAACAGAACUG
This is a messenger RNA of Carassius auratus (goldfish), 2660 nucleotides long. Its product is annotated as kelch-like protein 10. NCBI's taxonomy places the organism in Eukaryota, Metazoa, Chordata, Actinopteri, Cypriniformes, Cyprinidae. The transcript has 8 exons. Gene Ontology annotation, molecular function: protein binding. The record is from RefSeq and is a predicted model, not a curated record. The coding region runs from base 73 to 1824 and encodes 583 amino acids.